CGGUCUUCGCGCGGCAGUUGCUCCUGGGCGGCAGCGCGGGAUGGAGGCGUCCGGGACGGUGCGGACGGGGGACGCUCUGCGGGCGGCGGCGAUGGGGCGCUGCGGCCGGUCGUUUCUGUGGCUGCUGCUCCUGUGUCUCGGCAGCCCCGCGGCCACGCUGGCCGGCUACAUCGAGGCCCUGGCAGCCAACGGUGGCAUCGGGUUUGCUGUGGCCGAGCCUCAGAUCGCCAUGUUUUGUGGAAAGCUGAACAUGCACGUGAAUAUCCAGACUGGGAAGUGGGAGACCGAUCCUUCCGGGACAAAAAGCUGCUUUGGAAGGAAGGAAGAGAUUCUGCAGUACUGCCAAGAGAUCUAUCCGGACCUCCAGAUCACCAAUGUGGUUGAAGCUAAUGAGCCAGUCAACAUUAAAAAUUGGUGUAAGAAGGGGAAGAAACAGUGCAAGGGCCAUACCUAUAUUGUGGUACCCUUCAAAUGUCUUGUGGGCGAGUUUGUCAGUGAUGUCCUUUUGGUUCCUGAAAAAUGCCGCUUUUUCCACCGGGAGCGGAUGGACGUGUGCAAAAGUCACCAAUAUUGGCACACUGUAGCAAAAGAGGCCUGCUUAACCGAGGGUAUGAUCUUGCACAGUUAUGGGAUGUUGCUGCCUUGUGGUGUAGACCAGUUCCACGGUACAGAAUACGUCUGUUGCCCUCAGGCCAAAAUUGUAGAUGAAGCGCUCUCUAAAGAGGAGGAGGAAGAUGAGGAAGAUGAGGAGGAGGAAGACGACAACGAUGGCAACAAAAGUGAACUGCCCACUGAAGCAGAUGCAGAUGACUUCACGGUAGGAGUCAUGGAGUUGAAUGACGACGAUGAGGAAGAACAAGAAGAAAACGAAGAAGAAGUGGUAGUAGACCAGGAUUAUUAUUAUGAUAGCUACAAAGACUACAACGAAGAGCCUCCUUCCCCAUCAAGCAAGGAAAGAACGUUCUCCGAUAAGGAAAUCAUGAACGAUGUGAAAGCUGUCUGCUCCCAGGAGGCGAUGACAGGUCCCUGCCGGGCCGUGAUGCCUCGUUGGUACUUCGACAUGUACAAGAAAAAGUGCAUUCGCUUUAUAUACGGAGGCUGCGGAGGCAACCGAAACAAUUUUGAGUCAGAGGAAUAUUGUAUGGCUGUGUGUAAAAAGAUGAUUCCUCCAACGCCUCUGCCUACCGAUGACGUCGACGUCUACUUCGAAACACCCGCCGAUGACAACGAACACGCCCGUUUCCAGAAAGCCAAAGAACAGCUGGAGAUUCGACAUCGUAACCGCAUGGAUCGGGUGAAGAAGGAAUGGGAAGAAGCAGAGAUCCAAGCCAAGAACCUGCCAAAGGCAGAGAGGCAGGCUCUGAUGCAGAGAUUCCAGACAAUGGCCAAGUCCCUUGAGAAGGAAGCAGCUAGCGAAAAACAGCAACUUGUGGAAACUCACCUGGCCCGCGUAGAAGCUAUGUUGGAUGAGCGCCAUCGGGUUGCCCUGGAAAACUACCUUGUAGCUCUGCAGUCCGACCCCCCACGGCCCCACCGUAUCCUCCAAGCCUUGAAACGGUACAUCCGUGCUGAGAACAAAGACAGGCUCCACACAAUCCAUCACUACCAGCAUGUUUUGGCUGUGGAUCCGGAAAAGGCCGCUCAGAUGAAAUCACAGGUGAUGACACACCUCCGUGUAAUAGAGGAGAGGAUGAAUCAAAGUUUGUCCCUGCUGUACAAAGUGCCAUACGUGGCCGAAGAAAUCCAGAGUGAGAUUGAUGAGCUCCUUCAAGAACAGCGAACCGAUAUGGACCAGUUUACUUCUUCCAUUUCUGAAUCCCCGGUGGAUGUGCACGUGAGCUCCGAAGAAAGCGAAGAAUCUCCCCUCUUUGAUGGUAAACCUUUCCGUCCAUUCCAGGUGAAAACUUUCCCAGCUGCUUCCAAAAGUGAAGAUUCUCAGCCGGAAUUGUACCAUCCAGUGAAAAAAGGGUCUGGCCUGGUGGAUCUGGACGGGCUGAUCGGAGCAGAAGAAAAAGUGAUUAACAGCAAGAGCAAACUGGAUGAGAACGUGGUGAUUGAUGAGACGCUCGAUGUGAAGGAACUGAUUUUCAAUCCUGAACGAGUUGGUGGGCUGGUGGAUGACAUUCCGAAAACUGACCGUUCUAUGCGCGAUGACUUCAGCUUCAGCAGCAGCGCUCUCAUCGGCCUUCUGGUGAUAGCAGUUGCCAUAGCUACGGUUAUAGUCAUAAGCUUGGUGAUGCUGAGGAAGAGGCAGUAUGGAACCAUCAGCCAUGGGAUUGUAGAGGUUGACCCAAUGUUAACUCCAGAAGAAAGGCAUCUGAACAAGAUGCAGAACCAUGGCUAUGAGAACCCAACAUACAAAUAUCUGGAGCAGAUGCAGAUUUAAAGGGUUUUGAAACGGUUGCAUCCCUGACCAGCAGAUGUUUAGGGGAGAAAGGGCCAAAAUAGUCCAUUGUUUUGGAUCAACUACUGACCAACUGUUGUUUGAAGAGGACUUCACCUUACAUUCAGAGUUCCUGGGUCAUUUAAGACUUAAAUUACUACUGUAGAAUUUCAAUUUCCAUUCUUUUAAACGGGCGAGGAAAUGGUAAUAUAACAAUAUAUGAUAUAUAAAGCAUAAAUGGGAAAAUGGAUCUAUGGCAGAUAUUUGAGAUGUAAUUUUUUUCCUUUUUUAAGAAACCUAAUCUAAUGAGAAAUCCCAAUGCUGUUGUAUUGUCUAAUAACAAGCUCUCAGUAUACAGGAGAAACAAUUGUUUUAUUUCUGAUUCUCUGCUUGCAUAUUCCAGGGUAAUUUGUACCAACCACAUUGUAUAAAGAAAUAAUUUAGUGGCUCUUCGGUCAUUCUGGCUUGCAGGGUUGCAAAAUUCCUUCCUUCCUUCCUUCCUUCCUUCCUUCCUUCCUUCCUUCCUUCCUUCCUUCCUUCCUUCCUUCCUUCCUUCCUACCUACCUACCUACCUACCUACCUACCUACCUACUUACCUACCUACCUACCUACCUACCUAC
This is a messenger RNA of Ahaetulla prasina, 3003 nucleotides long. It is a transcript of the gene APLP2, whose product is annotated as amyloid beta precursor like protein 2. Gene Ontology annotation, cellular component: membrane. The transcript is spliced from 18 exons. The record is from RefSeq and is a predicted model, not a curated record. Gene Ontology annotation, biological process: central nervous system development; axonogenesis. NCBI's taxonomy places the organism in Eukaryota, Metazoa, Chordata, Lepidosauria, Squamata, Colubridae. Gene Ontology annotation, molecular function: heparin binding; serine-type endopeptidase inhibitor activity; transition metal ion binding. Bases 41 to 2386 code for a protein of 781 amino acids.